Molecule: messenger RNA, 6419 nt
Organism: Melospiza melodia melodia
Lineage: Eukaryota; Metazoa; Chordata; Aves; Passeriformes; Passerellidae
Gene: GGT7
Product: gamma-glutamyltransferase 7
Exons: 15
Coding region: 2113-3936 (607 amino acids)
Biological process (GO): glutathione catabolic process
Cellular component (GO): plasma membrane
Molecular function (GO): glutathione gamma-glutamate hydrolase
Source: RefSeq, a predicted model, not a curated record
UCCCUGCGCCCCGGCCCCGCCUUCACCCCGAGGGACGGAAGGCGGCCAGAGAUGCCGGGGCUCGGCACAGAGCUCCCAGGGCAGCCUGGAAUGUGCUCUCCCACAGCCUGCUCGGCCUUCCGGCCUGGACCACUUGUGCAUGGCCUUCUUGCAUGCUCCUUGAGCGGCUCUCCACCUGGGAUGCUCCUUGAGCAUCUCCCCGCCCUGGGGUGCUCCUUGGACAUCCCUCAGCUCGGGAUGCUUCAUCCCUCCGGUGCUCAGCUGGAAUAAAGUCAGGUGAUCGUUUGAUCUGUGAGAAAAUCCUCUGCCUAUUUUUAACUGAUUGCUUCCUCCUCCAUAGUUGAGAGAAAUGCUGUUUCUCCCCCGUGUCGUGUUUCUUCUGGCGGUGUUGCCCUUCCCCCUGGGGCUGGUUCCCAGUCCCAGGGCCUGUCAGCCCCAAGCCCGUGUUUGCACAGCCCCAGGCUCCCCUUGCCCUGUGCCCUGUCCCACCAUGCCCACGGGUGAAGCUCCCAUUGCCCAUUCCCACCCUGUGCUCUCCCGACCAUCGAGGCAAAGCUGCUGCCUGCACAGUGUGGGAGCAGCUCUCUCCUGGCAGCACGAGGCCUUUUGUCACACAGACAGAAUCUGGUGCAGUUUUGGCAGUGCCAAUGCCUGCAGGUGGGGUGGCUGGGGAAGAGAGCUGCUGCUCUCCUGACACUUGUUGCAAGAGCACCUGCAGAGCCCACCAGCAGCUCCAGUCUCUGCUGUCUCCUCUGCAGCAGCUCCAGACCUGAGGUGGCUCUGGUUCUCCAGAGCAUUGGCUCCCACAUAAAGCCACGAGUCCUUCAUGGCCCCACAGAAGCCAAGUGGCAUUUGGUGGCUUCUUUUUCAAAGCAUGGACAUUGGUGUUGGGAUGGGCAGCUGUGCACUGGCUAUGCAGGCUGCUUCUGAUCCCCUUCCAGCUGCUCCCAUCCCCACAUCCCUGUGCAACACCAGUGGUCACAGAGACUAAAAAUAGGAUGUCUGUGGCAGAGAAUGGAGGUGCUGCAUGGUGGGAGGGCUGUGGUCUGCCCUCUUCUACAGUUGCUUCCUAGGUAUUCGUGUCCCCCUCAUGCUGGGCUGGCCUGUCACCAGAGCAGAGGGAUGGUGUCCUGGAGUCCUGCUCACUCCUCACUGUUUCCCUGCAGGUGGGACUGGGGCCUCACUCGUGUGUGCCAGGGGCUGUGUGUGACAUUGUGACAUCCCACCCCAAUGGCAGCCCCUGCCAGGCCGGUUGUGGCCCCCACUGAGGCCACCAGCCAGUCCUCCUGCUCAGUCCAGCUCACUUGGACCAGAAGAGCCCAUGAGGGGCUCAGCAUGUGCUCAGAGGCUCAGGCUGCAAAAGCUGAGCCUUUCCCAGUCCCACUCCUAAACCACACAGCACAAAUGAGAUUAAAUUCCCUCUGAGGGGAUUUCCUGGCUGUGGGAGUUUACUCCUGGUUGCAGCAUCACUGAAAUUAAAACUCCUUCCCUCCCUGGCCUCAGGAGAGCUGCAGCCAGGUCAGGUUAAUGCCUGGCUGGGCUGGCAGUGCCCAGGGUGGUACCCAGCACCUGCCAGAGCAGACAGGCAGGCAGUUAAUGGGGGAUGUGGGCUUUCCUGCUCGCUCCCCUCUCCUUUUCCAAGCCCAGGAAACAUCUGUAUGGAGGGACAAGCUUCUCAUCUUGUCUUUUCCACUUGGUGCCUCUUCUUCCACUAUGGAUGCACAGAGUACUGCAGCCCCUGAAAAAAAUUCCUCCAGGAGCCCUGGAUGAUGCCCUGAGCUGCUUGGUCCCCUUCAGAGCCCAUGAGGGAUGGGCACAACCUCACAGCUGCCCCAGCAGCUCCUUGUGCCUGGCAGCACCGGGACAGGCAGGGCAUCCUCAGCCGGUGGCCUCCCAGCACAAGGGCAGCAGCUGACACUCACAGACAUUCAAGGCAUCUUUCAGAGCAAAAAAGAGACUUUUUCAUCCUGCUGAGGCCCAGCAAACUCCUGCCCCACUGCUUUGCCAUCUUGAAGCUGGGUGUCCAGUGUGUGGCUUCAUUUCACAGUGGGCUUCAUCUGCCAGAGGAAGCAAGGAAUUAAAGCAGAGUCCUUCCUGCAGAGGAGUCAGUGGAUGUUCCAGGGCCUCCGGUUUGCAGACCCAGAGUCCUUCCUGAAGUCCGCGCGCCUGCAGCGCCUGCCCUCGUCCUCCUCGGAGAUGGGGAGCCAGGACGUGUCCCCUCUGCAGGAGACCAGCAAGGACCCCUUCUCAGGAGACUGCAGCUGCCGCCAGGACGGGCUCACCGUCAUCAUCACCGCCUGCCUGACCUUCGCCACGGGCGUCACCGUGGCCCUCAUCAUGCAGAUCUAUUUUGGGGACCCUCAGCUGUUCCACCGCGGCGCCGUGGUGACGGACGCGGCGCGCUGCACGGCGCUGGGCACACACGUGCUGGCCCGGCACGGCUCCUCGGUGGACGCCGCCAUCGCCUCGGCCCUGUGCGCCGGCAUCGUCAACCCGCACAGCUCGGGGCUGGGAGGGGGCGGGGUGAUGCUGCUCCACGACAUCCGCAAGAACAGGAGCUGGGUGAUCGACUUCCGUGAGGUGGCUCCGCUGGGCAUCCCGCUGGAACGGGACCUGCAGCAGGACACCAAGCCAGGUCUGCUCGUAGGGGUGCCAGGCAUGAUCCUAGGAAUGCACCAGGCACACCAGUUACAUGGCAGGCUCCCCUGGUCCGAGCUGCUGGGCCUCGCGGCCGAUGUUGCCCAGAAUGGCUUUAAUGUCACACAUGACCUGGCCAGAGCCCUGAGUGAGCUGAAGGAGCUGAACCUGUCGGAGCGGUUCCAGGAGCUGUUCCUGCCCGGGGGGCAGCCCCUGCUGCCCGGGAUGUUCGUGCGGCGCCUGGACCUGGCGGCCGUGCUGCAGCUGCUGGGGGCACAAGGGGUGGCAGCCUUCUACAGCGGGAACUUGACCCAGGAGAUGGUCUCUGAGGUCCACAGCCACGGAGGAGUCCUGGUGGAGGAGGAUUUCAGCAAUUACAGUGUCACUGUGGAGGAGCCUGUGCACACAAUCUAUCGAGGGCACCUGGUUUUCACCCCCCCACCUCCACACGCAGGUCCUGCACUGAUCUCAGCACUGAACAUCCUCGAGGGCUUUAACAUCACAAGGCAAGGAUCCAGAGGGAAUAUCUUGCACUGGAUGGUGGAGACACUAAAAAUAGCCCUGAGUCUGGCAAGCAACCUGGGAGACCCAUCUGGUGACGUGUCUGUCACUCACACAGCAGAAGGCAUGGUGAGUAAAUCAGAAGCCAAUUCCCUGCGCCAGCUGAUCAAUGACUCCCAGUCCUUGCUGUCCAUGCCUGCCCUACCCCCAGAGAGCGAAACCGCUGCCAGCCAGGUCCUGGUCAUGGGCCCUGAUGAUUUCAUCGUCGCCGUGGUCAGCUCUUUGAAUCGUCCCUUUGGCAGUGGAAUAGUAACACCCUCUGGAAUCCUCCUGAACAGCCAGAUGUUGGACUUCUCCUGGCAAAAUCAAACAAUGAACCACUCCAUUCCCAGGCCGCCCAACGUGGCUCAGCCCGGGAGGCGGCCGCGCUCCUUCCUGCUGCCCACCAUCGUCAGGCCCUCGCAGGGCAUGUGUGGCACCUACCUGAGCCUGGCAGCCAACCACGGCGACAGAGCCCUCAGCGGCAUCGUGCAGGUUUUGGUAAAUGUUUUAACGCUUAACAAGAAUCUGAGUGAAAGUUUGUCACUUGGUCGGCUUCACCCCCAGCUUCAGUCCAACACCUUGCAGGUUGACAGUGAGUUUCCUGAAGAAGAUAUUGCAUUUCUUGUGGCCAGGGGCCAUCAGGUGGAUAAAGUCCCAGUGGUGUCCCUGGUGCACGGGGCCAGGAGAACCAACAGUUUCAUCAUUGGCCUGAAGGACCCCAGGAGUGCAGAUGCUGCUGGAGCCACAAUCUUGUAGCAGCUGCCAGGGCAGUGGGCUGUGGCAAGGCUGACACACAACCCUGUGAUGUGCAUGUUCUGCAGUGGCCCCUUCCCCAGCCCCCACACUGCUGGGAAGGUGUUCUGCCCUCCCCAGAGGAGCCAGCAGCAGCAACAUUCAGCUCUCUUUUUAUUUUUCAGUCCUUGGGCCUGGUUACAGGAGUGGCAGGAGCACUUUUCUUUUGGCAGUCUUGCUAAUAGUUCAGUCUUUCCAAAGCUCAGUUCUAGCCAGCAUCUUAAUUUUAGGGGUCAGGAACAUGAGCAAGGGAAAAAACAGCUGCUGUUAUUAUUGAUGGUGAUUAUCCUCAUCUCCCUGUCUUUCCCAAGCUCCUUCUUUGCUUCCAGUGCAAGCCAGUAAUUAAUAGAGCCUGGUGGAAUGUUUGUAGGUGCCUGCAGCUGGAAUAUUGGGGAGUGCUCUAAUGCUCCAUCUGGGCCAGCUGAUUUUUGCCAACGUGCAGCGUCCCAGGGAAGUUCCCGUGCCCACAUCAGUACCUACCUUGAAUUCUGGCAGUAAAUAUUUUGAAUCCAGUUGCUGCACAGACUCACUGGCAGUCUGAUUUUGUAACCAGAGCAAUGGUUUUCACCACCUCUAACAACUUCUUCCUCUAACAACUUGUGCAUCCCCCAGUAGUUUUCUUACAGAGGUUUAACCUCCUCACUGGUGAAUUUCAGAUUAAUGGUAGCAGGUUUAACUUUCUUAGACACUCUUUGGAGAUAUUUUAGCAGUACUCCACAGUGAAAAACCACAGAUAACAGACUGAAGACCACAUGUAGAGCAUUUAGAUGGGUUCAGAGCUUUUCUUCCACUGCAUUAUCUCAAUCUGUUCCAAAACCCUGGGUCACUCCUACAGAGAGGCUUGGGAAUUUCUGCUGGCUGAAUGAAUGGCUGUACCUUAGCUCUGUGUUUUAGUCCUAGUGAAUCUAUUGGAAAAGCUGAAGAGAGUGAGAGGAAAAGUAGAAACCAAACCAAACACUACUGAGAUAAUUUUCUGCCCACAGCAUGUAGUGAAAAUAAAAGAAUGCUCUUGCAUUUUGUGUCUGAAAUUGAGAAGGGAAGAAUACCCCAGCUGACUUCUGUACCAGGUCAUUCAGCCCACAUUUGGACAUUUCCUGUUCUUUUUGCUGGCUAGUUAGAGACACUUGGCACUGAAAAAUCCAGAGAUUGAUCAUUUUCUGCAGUCUAAAAUGUCAUAUUUUCCUUCAUGGUGCAAAUGCAGCCAUGGCCACUGUACAUAUUAUAUAUGUAUGUCUGCUUAUGGUUGUGUUGCUCUUUGAUUUGGUGAUGACACCACUCACCCUGUGGCUCCCUGUCUGUACCACCUCUGGCACUGGAGGGCGUGGGCUGGUUUUGGGGAGGUUGGGGCCACAGGGCAGAUGAUUGGACUGGAUAAUUGGACUGAUUGUUCCUGGGCUGUGGCUCCAGAGCAGCCCAGUGCAGCACGUUGGGCUGUGUGGGAACAGAGGUGUUUCCAUGCUCUGCUGGAGGGCAGCCACCCCUGAGGGGAGCAGAGCAGCUCCCACUGACAGCACCAUCAGCAUUUCCUGAUCCAAGUGCAUCCAUGCCCUCAGCUGGGACAGGGGAAGCACAAUGUUCUAUCUGUGACGUGCUCUGUGCCACCAAGAAGAGACUUUCUUCACCACAGGGACACCAAAUCUAUUUAUUUCUUUCUCUGUCAUCAGCACUGGAGUUGGUCACUGACCAAGGAUGGAGAGAUGUAAAUGUGUCUUGGAGCAGAGCUCUUCAGGCUCUGUGGGAAGGGAAGGAGGCAGUUCUGUGGGUUGAACCUCUCUGGAGAUGGUCUGGGGUUUUCUGCUCUGUCCCAGCCCUGAUCUGUCCCUUGGGCAUGGAGGUUCUCUAUGAGCAGCUGCAAAAUAUGUGAUCGAGUCAUUGUCAGUGCAGAACUUUGCAUGAAAUGUCACAAAACACUUUGAAAGAUUAAAUUCCUCCUUAUUAACUGAAUUCACCAACUUCUGAUGCUGGAUACCGUGUGUAUGUUUGGGAGUAAAAGACUUUGGUCUUGAUUCAAAAGGGCACUCCUAUGUCCCAAAUUACAAUUUCACAGCAAUUAUCCAGAAUCUUAAAAUAAAGCAUGUUCUGAAGUGUUCUGCUCAAUCAUGGCCUGCAAUGCAAAAAAAAGAGAAAAUUGAAAAUAAUUGGAAGAUGAGACCUAUGCCCUUAGGUUUUAGCUAAGAGAAGUAAAGGUAUUCCAAAUAAUUUCCUUUUUUUUUUUCUGUUUAAAAGCAACAUCAGUAUAGCACACUUAUAUCCAAUAUGGACACCUUUAAUCUGCUGAUUGGCCCAGUGUCUCCAGUAUUUUGAGCCCAUCUGUUGUGAUCUGAUGAAUUUAACAUCUAAUGAAUUUAAGGUCUGAUAAAUUUAACAUGAGGCACCAAGAAAUACCUGGUGUUUGCCUUGGUACAGGUGAGAUGGGCACAGUGAAAUAAAGGGCUGUAUUGCAGAGA